AUGUCCUUUGCAGGAACUCCCCUCGGUCAAGGCAGGCGGCUCGAUCACGACACCUUUCUCAACAAGCCCCAAGCCAAGUCACGUCCGCCGUCCACAGGCUACUCGUACCCAGCCAACGGCUCGCGCUCGCCCCCAAAGCUCCACCCAGAGAAGUGGGCGUACAAGGACACCUCGGUCAACGUCGCGAACGCCUUUCAUCUCGCUGCGGAGGAUAUGAACCCCAAUCAGGCCUGGGCCGCCGGGCCCUCGCGCGCCAACGUCCCGCGGAGCACCAGCGUCGAAUAUGAGAAUCAGGUCCGGCAAACCACUGGGCGCGGACUCCCCCCUCCUGCGAGCCGCUUUGUCAAACCGCCGUCUCAUGAUAGGUCGAAUGGGACGAUCACGCAGUCGGAGAACAGCUUCGCGCGCGAGAAGUCUCCCUUUGACCAGAUAGCGGAGAAGAUUCAUCAAUCCAUCCCCGGCCCCCUCCAGUUUAUCGUGCGCCAACGCGAGCCGGAAGAUAGCACGUCCUACGAGUACUCAAUGGAGGAGCGCGACUACCAACAGCAGACUAAGCGCCAGACCCACCGCCGCAAUCGCAUCUCGACGGACAACAAGGCCUAUAAGCCGUCGCAGUCCGAUCUUGAGGAGUCAGAUGAAGACUUCGAUGAUGACGACCGAACGCGUCGGAGGAAGAAGAAGAAGAAGGAAACGGGCGGUGGUCUACUUACGACGCUGCCUGUGAUCGGACAGGACAAGAGGCGCAAACGGAAAAAGAAGAACGUAACAACUGGAGAGGACGAAGAGAGUGAGCCAGAGCAAGAUCAGCAGCAGCAGCAGCCUCCUAAUACGGCGCCUCCCCCACGCGCAGCCUCGCGCCCACCCUCCCUCACAUCUCAACGCCCACCAUCGGUCGCCCCACAGCGCGGACCAUCCAUGCCAAGAGCACAAUCACUACAUCCAGCAGACGUGUCCGAAGAACUCGAGGCCGGCGUCCGCUCGCUCGACUCCAUCGCCGAAAUGGACGAGUCCACACUCCCUGACCCCACAGCCGAGGAGGAGCUAUACCCGAGUCGACCACGCGGAUCUAUUAUCAGCGUCCUCGCGGGCAGGCUCGUCCAUAUCCUCAUCCAAGUGCCCUUCGUCUGGCUCGGCCGCAUCGUGGGCACCUUGGCCGACCUGAUCAUCCGAAUAUGCCGGAAGACAUGGUUGUUAGCGGGUCCAUGGCCCAUCGUCAUGCUCGGCAUAUCGCUGGUCUUGUACAAUGGGCUCGGGAUGCUCGGUUCGUUGUUCCAUCGGGGCAAAUAUGUACCUCCGCAGACGGCACCCGCGGAUAUCUCAGAACUGUCCAAUCGCCUGCUGAGCAUCGAGUCGGCUGUCUUGGCCCUGGCCGACCGCGAAGAGGUCUAUCGCAAGCUGCGCGCGCUAGAAACUCGCGUCGAUAACGCGGACCUUCGCGUAGGGCAGACCGAGUCUUCGCUGCGAAUGGUAGCUGGGAACGACCUGCAGAACAUCCGCAAGGAGCUGCAGGAGCUGGGCGCGAAGCUCACAGCCGAGAUGGAGCGCGAGCGUGCUGUGCCGAUGCCUUCCACCGAGGACGAGGAAGCAAGGUCGCGACUGAAGGCUCUCGAAGAGCGCGUUGGCGGCGUAGAGGGUGGCGUCAAGGAAGCGCUCGACGCCAGCAAGAAGGCGGCUACUGCGCCUGGCUGGUGGAAGAAGCAGCCCGGCUCAGCACCGUCUGCCGAUGCCGUCCGCGACGUCGUCCUCCGCAUGUACUCCGGCGACAUGCUCGAGCGCGUCGACCAUGCCCUCUUCACCGGCGGCGGUGCCAUCGUCCCCACGCUCACCUCGCCCUCGUUGCGCCAGAGCCUCGUUGCGCCGCGCUCCGGCUUCUCUUCCGUCCUCAGCUGGAUCUCGGGCGGGCACGGCGACAUCGUCGAGCGCUCGCCCGUCAUCGCGCUCACUCCCGGCGUGCAGCCCGGCCAGUGCUGGGCGUUCGCGGCCGGCGAGGGCCGCCUGGGCGUGAAGCUGCGGCUGCCCGCGCGCAUCGACGAGAUCACGAUCGAGCAUGCCGCGGGCAGCAUCGCGUACGACCUGCGCAGUGCGCCUCGGGACAUGGAGGUCUGGGCGCUCAUCGACGGCGCGGACAACGCGGAGAAGUGGGCCGCGGUCGUCGCCGCGCGCGAGGCCGCCGGCGUCCCCACCGACGAGAGCGAGGCGGCGUUCGCGGCGGAGAUGGCGCGGCUGACGCACGGGGCGCUGUACGUGCGCAUCGCGCAGUUCGCGUACGAUAUCGAGGCGGGGCGGUACGCGCAGUCUUUCGCGGUGGCGGAGGAUGUGCGGGAGCAGGGGAUGGACUUUGGGAUCGUGAUGCUGAGGGUGCUGACCAAUUGGGGGCAUCCGGGGCAUACGUGUCUCUAUCGCUUCCGCGUGCAUGGGGAGACGGCGGCGACGAUCGAGCCUCCGCACGUCCCAGGGGACGAGGCCGACGGAGAGCCAUAG
This is a messenger RNA of Schizophyllum commune H4-8, 2481 nucleotides long. RefSeq lists its product as uncharacterized. The transcript has 2 exons. The coding region runs from base 1 to 2481 and encodes 826 amino acids. Gene Ontology annotation, molecular function: protein-membrane adaptor activity. The record is from RefSeq and is a predicted model, not a curated record. Gene Ontology annotation, biological process: nuclear envelope organization. Lineage: Eukaryota; Fungi; Basidiomycota; Agaricomycetes; Agaricales; Schizophyllaceae. Gene Ontology annotation, cellular component: nuclear envelope.